Molecule: messenger RNA, 2532 nt
Organism: Suillus discolor
Lineage: Eukaryota; Fungi; Basidiomycota; Agaricomycetes; Boletales; Suillaceae
Exons: 11
Coding region: 1-2532 (843 amino acids)
Source: RefSeq, a predicted model, not a curated record
AUGGCUAAACAUUCAAAAAUACAGAGUCAAAAUGACUACCUCAGGCAAUGGCUGCCAAGGCAGGAAUCGUAUCUACAUCACCUCCUUGAUCAAGAAGCUCCACCAGAAGACAGGAGAUGCAUCAUCUGCCAACAGGAUGGGGUGUACAAAUGUCAAGAUUGUCUUGGUGAGCCACUCUAUUGCACCGGCUGUUGCAGGAGUCAACAUUGUAGCAAUCCUUUCCACUGGAUCAGUCAAUGGAAUGGGCAAUUCUUCGAGCAGAGUUGUCUCGCUCAUGUGGGACUCAUCAUACACCUUGGCCAUGAUGGCAAACAAUAUGAACCUGAAGACCUGCUCGAGCCUGAAGAUCUGCCAUUUGUGUCCGGACCCGAGUUCCAGCUGAAGGAAAACACCAUGGUCAUUGUCGACAAGUCCGGAAUUCAUCGCCUGGAGGUUCGAUGCUGUGAUUGUCCGAAUGCCAUGAGUCCGGACAUUCAAAUGUUUCGACACAGAUUUUUCCCUGCAUCUUUCAACAGGCCGAAGACUGUGUUCACCUUCAGAGUGCUCAAUGAUUUUCUACUGGACAGCCUUGAAUGCGGCACCUCUGCGAUGAACUAUUACAGCAAGCUCCAAGAGCUCAUGAGGGUCGCUCGACAGUGGAGGCAGUUGAAGACAAUGAAAUGGCAUGGCUUUGGCCAUCGUUCCGAUAACCCGAGCACAGGAGAACUCGCAUUAUUUUGCCCUGCAUGUCCUCAGCCUGGUAUUAAUGUGCUGUUUGUUCCAAGCUGGAAAUACACCCGGUCAUUUGUGAUGGACGGAAAUUUCAAAGCCAAACAUCUGCAUCCCAUUAAGCCAUUCGAUGAAGUUUGGCUGUCCGAUGGGCUUGGAUUCAUGGUAGGAAAGGACAGGUAUAAAAUGCAUCUGGCAGAGGCUGCUGACACGGUGGAAAAAUCAAGCUGCAACAACCACCGGGCAGUAAAUCAAGCUAAUGCUGCUCAGCACAAGCUGGAGUCCACCGGUAUCGGGGGAGUUGCCUGUGCCAGACACGGUUGCUUUGUCCCUCACUCCAUGGUGGAUUUUCAGAAAGGCGAAAGACAAAUGAACAUGGACUACGCCCUUUGCGAGGCUUCCCGGCACAACAUGGAAGGCAUCACCAGGGCUGUCACCUUCUAUGAUAUUAAUUGUCAAUACAACAAACACUUUCGGGUUCGGGACAGCUGCUAUGUGCAAUAUGCUUCUAACUUUAUUGAAGGCAUUGGUCGGAUCGAUGGAGAGAUCAUGGAGACGCUAUGGGCAUGGCUCAAUCUGAUCUCCCCUGCUGCUCAGGGAAUGUCAUCUCCCCACCGAAAGGAAUGCCUUGAUUAUCAGAUGAAUGACUCCAAUUUCUGCAAGAUGAUUCGCAUGAAAAGGACUCUAUGCCGGAAAUACAAGCUGGCGAGGAAUGGCAUCUCGGAAAGUGGAAAGGCAUUUGACAGACUCGAUGAAGCAGCACCCUCACAUUUGAAGACAGAAUGGUUAGCCAGGGAGAGGAUAGCUCAGUCAAGCAGAUUGAAUGAUCCUUCGGCGAUGGAUGAAUAUGAGAUCAAUAUAAAAAAGGCACCUAGCAAAAAGGAGAUCGAGCUUAGAUUAUUAGAGGAGGGUAACGCCCGCAAUGCAGCACCCUCUCGCAGAUCUGUGGCGACUGUGGAUAUCAACAGGAUUGCAUUGCUCAUCGAGGUCCGAAGGAUCGGAAGAAGAUCCACAGAGACACAGAGAUUAGACAUCGCCCGUCAACGCGAUCGGCUCCAAGGCCAGAUAGAUGGAUUUGCUCGGUCUGCUCUAACACAUCUCGGGGAGGGAUUUGAUGCAGAUGAUGAACCUGAGGACUUGAACGUAGACAUUCUAGAUGAUCUCCAUGAUGACCCGGCAGAUUUCACAGAGACAUCUCAUACAUGGACAAACUCUCCCGAGCUCACUGUAAUCCCAUUGCCAUCAAACCUGGGGAUGUCGCUUCAUGAAGGGCAGGCCAAUGAUGCCCUUCACAAUCUUCGCAUUUACCUUUGCAACAAGGCCAUCCUGUUCCGAACAACCGUGACAUCGGUGCAGCAGGCAGUCUCCCUCCAUGCCAGCAUAUAUACAAAGACCAGGAAGCAAAUGAUGAAACUUGAGCCGGGGCAAGACCAGCUUCAGAAAUACAAACCCCUGCUUCACGAGCAACUCAAAAUCAGCACUGCAGUGGGUGACCCAAAUGCCCGAGGUCAACGAAAUGAAUCUUUGGCUUGGUUUUGGUCUGUUGAAGUUGACCUCGGGGGUCCUGAUCAAUCGUGGAAUGAGGAAUAUCGAUGGAGGGAAGAAAUGAUAUUGGUCAAAUUGGAGAUGGAUUGGACAUGUAAGUUCUUUUUGUGGAAAGCAACCCAAUGGGGCGACCACAUGCAGGAAUCAUUGGAGAAACGCCUUCCAGGUCACGGAUGCUAUGCCGGAAGGCAAUCCCAAAUGUAUUCAUUGCUCGCACAGGAUGCGCAGGCAGCUUUUCAAGACCUACAAAAUGUGUUGAUAGAGGCUGGAGAUGAAUGA